AUGGUUUCACAAGUUUUGAGUGCCUCCUCUAUUUCAAGUCAAUUGUCUGCUAUUGAAAUUUUGACUGAAAAUAAUUAUGUGAGAUGGAAAAGAGAUGUAGAAAUUGCGCUUGGUCUUUUGGAUUUGGAUUUUGCCUUGGAAGAGCAGCCUUCAAAACCUACUGAUAAGAGCACUGCUGAAUAUGUGGUUGAGUAUCAAAAGUGGGAAAGAGCUAACAUGCUUUGUUUAAAAAUCAUCAAAAGUUCUAUAUCUGAUUCCAUUAUGGGAGCUAUUCCGGACAAUGACAAUGCUAAGAACUUUUUGGGUGCCAUAGGACAAAAGUUUAUUGAAUCUGAUAAAGCUGAAACUGGAGACCUGAUGGAUAGACUGAUGAGUAUGAAAUAUGAUGGUUCAAGUGGAGUUAGGGAAUACAUUAUGAAGAUGAUACAUAUAUCCUCCAAACUAGAAGCCCUUAAAAUUCCCCUUGCAGAGCCUUUUCUAGUUUAUCAUGUUCUCAAUAGCCUUCCUAGCCAGUUCAAUCAGUUAAAGGUUGCUUAUAAUGCUCAGCGGGAUAAAUGA
Messenger RNA from Carya illinoinensis, 558 nucleotides. RefSeq lists its product as uncharacterized. The record is from RefSeq and is a predicted model, not a curated record. NCBI's taxonomy places the organism in Eukaryota, Viridiplantae, Streptophyta, Magnoliopsida, Fagales, Juglandaceae. The transcript has 2 exons. The coding region runs from base 1 to 558 and encodes 185 amino acids.